AUUCUUCUAUUCACUGCAUUCACCUUUCUGAAGAGCAAUUGGGUCUUUUUUUUUCAUUCAUAUUAUUUUAUAAUAGCCGAGAACACAGGCCAUGUCUUUUGCAGUCCACUCAUCACGAACAAUAUCACGCAGCAUCUGCCGCAGCCUGCAAUACCCAGUCCUCGAUUUUCUUGCCCCAUGUACAUCCACUUGCGCACCACGCCAGACACUGCGAUUCUCUAGCACAGCAUCCACGCCACCCUCGCCACAAACAACAAGAGAUGGCAAACCAAUACGGCCGCUUACACCAGAGCAGCGGGAAUUUCUCUCUUCGGCAUUGCGAGUGAACCAAACGGGUGAGCUUGCUGCCAUCCUCAUCUAUGCCGCCCAGUCACCCGUCAUCACACGGUCACAUCCCCACUUGCGCCCGCUCAUGAAGCACAUGUACGACCAGGAAGCAGGGCACUACAAAUACUUCAACGACGUCAUCUCCAAGCACCGCAUACGCCCGACAGCCAUGACUCCCAUCUGGACAGCGGCAGCAAGUAUCCUGGGCUGGUCGACGGCCGUCAUGGGUCGCGAGGCAGCCAUGGCGUGUACAGAGGCUGUCGAGACGGAGAUUGGGACGCACUACAACGAGCAGGUACGGGUGCUGCUGGACUGGGCUAAGAAGUGUGAGAAGAGGGGAGAGAGCUUAGGCCCCGAGUUGGACAAGUUGGUAGUUGAGUUGAGGCGGAUAAGAGAUGAGGAACUGGAGCAUUUGGACCACGCCGUUGAGAACGACGCCAAGAAUGCAAAGCCAUACGAACUUCUGACCGAGGUCAUAAGGGGUGGGUGUAGAGGCGCCAUUUGGGUGAGUGAGCGAGUGUAAUGUGAUCCUUUUAGACAUGACAUGAAAAGACAAUGGCGCUGGAUCUGAACUAGGUUUCUCUGUUUCAUGACUGUAUAUUACACACUUGCAUCACUCCACUUAUCUUACUCUGAAACAUAGCUCAUUGUAUAGGUUCACUUCGCAACGGGGUCUAAUUUUUUUGGUAAUCAAGUAUGUACAGCGGUUGUAGACCAGAAUGACUACCAUGAUCUGGAACACCAUGAUACUGUACCUCAUUCCAGAAAAUGCUUAUUUGGAAAGCAACUUAACAAUGGAAGCUGCUGUGGCGUUGUUGAUUGAAAAAGUAGGAUGCAGCUCGUUGAGCCAUAGGUACUCG
Bipolaris maydis ATCC 48331 is the source of this 1187-nucleotide messenger RNA. Its product is annotated as ubiquinone biosynthesis protein COQ7-domain-containing protein. Gene Ontology annotation, cellular component: mitochondrial inner membrane. Gene Ontology annotation, molecular function: 3-demethoxyubiquinol 3-hydroxylase activity. The record is from RefSeq and is a predicted model, not a curated record. Gene Ontology annotation, biological process: ubiquinone biosynthetic process. NCBI's taxonomy places the organism in Eukaryota, Fungi, Ascomycota, Dothideomycetes, Pleosporales, Pleosporaceae.